Episyrphus balteatus (marmalade hoverfly) is the source of this 1737-nucleotide messenger RNA. It is a transcript of the gene MFS12, whose product is annotated as putative inorganic phosphate cotransporter. The transcript is spliced from 4 exons. Gene Ontology annotation, cellular component: plasma membrane. The record is from RefSeq and is a predicted model, not a curated record. The coding region runs from base 112 to 1593 and encodes 493 amino acids. Gene Ontology annotation, molecular function: transmembrane transporter activity. Gene Ontology annotation, biological process: transmembrane transport; monoatomic anion transport. NCBI's taxonomy places the organism in Eukaryota, Metazoa, Arthropoda, Insecta, Diptera, Syrphidae.
UAAUGCAUUUGGGUUGAUAAGAUUUUUGCAUUCUAUUAAUACUAUAAUAAUUUCUAUUUCUAAUAUUUUGAGCCUAUUUUGAAUGUGACUGUCAUCAAGAAUAGUUCAAUCAUGUCUUCUAAUAACGAACGUUUAGGAGAGAAUUUGUAUCUUUUAUCAAAAAUUCGUGUUCCUACACCUUCGCACACAACAAGUGGACUAGGAUACCGUCAUUUUCAGGCAUUCCUAAUGUUUGCCGGAAUGGUCUUCAGCUAUUUCUUGCGAGUAAAUAUCUCAGCUGCAAUAGUUCCAAUGACUCAGCCACCAAAAUAUCGAGCAACCGCAUAUUACGAUUGGGACAAUGGUACGCGAUCUUUGAUUUUAAGCAGUUUCUUUUGGGGCUAUGUAGCUGCACAAUUUCCAUCUGGAAUAUUAGCCAAGCGUUAUGGACCAAAAAUUGUUCUUUCUAUGUCAACAAUUUUCUGCUGCAUUGUAACAGUGUUUACACCAUGGGCAGCCAAAAUUGGCGGUUGGCAAUUUAUUAUCGCUUUAAGAAUUCUAGCCGGAUUGACACAAGGUGCUGUUUAUCCUUGUAUGCAUACUUUAUUGGCUAAAUGGGCUCCAUGUACGGAAAGAGGAGUUUUAUCAUCAGUGGUGUAUUCGGGAGCACAAUUGGGAUCAGCUACUAUUUUAUUAACCAGUGGAUUUAUAAUCGAUUCGAGUUGGGGUUGGCCUGGAGUAUUUUACAUUUCGGGGGCAUUGUGUUUAAUAUGGGCUGUGGCAUUCCAAUUAUUUGGAGCUGAUUCACCGGAAGUGUGCAAAAAUAUAUCGAAGGAAGAAAAGGAAUACAUUCAAGCUUUAACAGGAGGUCAAGCUAAUACUCAGGCAAUGACUAUUCCAUGGAUGUCAAUGUUUACUUCGCUACCAUUCUUUGCUCUGAUAGCAGCUCAUUGUGGAUUUACAUUUGGAUUCUAUACUUUACUAACCGAAAUUCCAACUUAUCUCAAUCAUGUUCUUAAGAUGGAUGUUAAAUCAAACGCAAUAUUCUCAGCUUUACCAUACUUGGCUAUGUGGAUGUUAAGUUUGAUCGUUAGUCCAAUCUCAGAUGCUUUGAUUAAUAGAAAAUAUCUAAGUGUAACAGCUUCAAGAAAAAUGUUCAAUACAAUUGGACAAUGGGUACCAAUGGUUUGUUUGAUUGCUUUGGGUUAUAUGACAAGUGAAAAUAAGCCAAUAGCAAUAACUUUGUUAACAAUUGGUGUUGGCUUGAAUUCAGCUUCAAUUGUUGGAUAUAUGGUUAAUCAUAUGGAUUUGUCACCGAAUUUUGCUGGUACGAUGAUGGGAAUUAGUAAUGGAUUGUCGAAUAUAUUGUCUAUAUGUGGACCACUUGUGGUGGGAGCUGUUGUUGAUGAUGAGAGUAAUCCAGAUGAAUGGCGUAUUGUCUUUUAUAUCACUGGAGUGGUUUAUCUUAUCUGUAAUUCUUUGUUUUUGAUCUUUGGCUCAGGAGUUAUUCAGAAAUGGAAUGAACCAACAGCAGAAUGGUGCAGUCGAAACACAUUAAAUUCGAAUGUGUCACUAGAUAAUAAACUACCAUCAGUUCCAGGAAAGCCAUAUUAAUAAUAUAAUAUAGAUAAGUUAAUUAAUUAUUUAGCAUUACCAUGAUCUCUAUAAGAAUUUUAAAUUAUUUAAUAUUUUUUUAUACGAAAAACAAAUAAAACAAUAUUUUACUAAGAAAACAAACAAAACUAUAUCAAUUGUAUU